AAACGUGGGAGAAGGAAGAGACGGAAAGAGUGAGAAUCAGAUAUAAUAUAAAAUCGGGAUCGGGUGGAGAGAAUGUCGCGAGAUCCGUACUCGAGCGGAAGCGGAGUGGUCGGGCCAGGAGGCGGUACUCGUUCGCCUCGAAGCGGUCGUCGCGUGGGCGAGCUACCCACGGUCGACCGUAGCCCGUCGAGGAGCUACGCGAGCGGUCGCGGCAGUCCUUUGGGUCGGAAGAGAGGCACUCGUAGCGGGAACAACUCGCCGGAGCACCUCGGAUACGGGAGCUACCAUCACCAUCAGCUGGGCAGUCCGUACUACUCCCGCGACGAGGACCUCGCCAGUCCCGUGAUGCUCGAGGAGAGGGGCAGGAGUAUGUCAACCGGGGGCGGUGGGGGCGGACAUCACAGAUCCAGAAGCGCCUCGAGACCCGCCAUGUCCAGCUCGGCGGGCAUGUCGGCGAGGUACACCAGCCUCGAUCGUGCAUCCGCGGGUAUCCUCGAUCACGAUCGCGAGUUCGUGCCGAUACGCGAUCCCCGUGAACGUAGCCGCGACCGUGGACUCUACCUGGAGGAUGAGAUUUACGGGUCGAGAUCGGCCAGACAGAGCCCGAAUCCGCACAUGCUGCGCGACAGCGGUGGCUAUAUCGGUGAACUCCAACAUCAGAACAACGAUCUCCAACGAGAGCUCGGGAACCUCAAGAAGGAGCUCGAGCUGACGAACCAAAAGCUCGGCAGCUCGAUGCACAGCAUCAAGACCUUCUGGAGUCCCGAGCUCAAGAAGGAGAGAGCAUUGAGAAAAGAGGAGAGUUCCAAGUACAGCCUGAUCAACGAACAGCUGAAGCUGCUCAGCUCCGAGAAUCAGAAACAAAGUAUGAUGGUUCGCCAACUGGAGGAGGAGCUGAGGAUGCGGAUGAGGGGGCCGAGCGUCGAGAUGCAGCAACAAAUGGAAGUUUUGUACAACGAGAACGAGCAUCUGACGCGAGAGAUCGCCAUACUUCGCGACACGAUUAGGGAGCUGGAAUUGAGAAUAGAGACCCAGAAGCAGACGCUGCAAGCUAGAGAUGAAAGCAUCAAGAAGCUGCUCGAGAUGCUCCAAAACAAGGGAUGGGUGAGCUACCGUCCGAAAAUCUGGAUUCCGAGCAGACAUCCCAAGAGCUUCUCGUUGCUUUCUGCUGUUCCAGGAAAAGAGGAGGAAAGGAUCAUGUUCCAGCAGAUGCAGUCGAUGGCCCAGAAGCAGCUGGACGAGCUACGGAUGGAGGUGCAGCGUAGAGAUCAGGAGCUGCUCGCCAUGUCCGCUAAGAUGAAAACCCUGGAGGAGCAGCACCAGGAUUACCAGCGGCACAUCACCGUGCUCAAAGAGUCGCUCGCCGCCAAGGAGGAACACUACAACAUGCUGCAGGCUGACGUGGAGGAAAUGCGGCAGCGGCUCGAGGAGAAGAACCGGAUGAUCGAGAAAAAGACGCAGGCGGCGAUGCAGGCGCAACAGGAGCGGAAUCGUAUGAACACCGAGCUCACCGAGCUCAAGGAUCACAUGGACAUUAAGGACAGGAAGAUCAACGUGCUUCAGCGCAAGAUCGAGAAUCUGGAGGAUCUGCUAAAAGAGAAGGACAACCAAGUCGACAUGGCCAGGGCGCGUUUAACGGCAAUGCAGGCGCACCACUGCAGCAGCGAAGGUGCGCUGAGUAGCCUCGAGGAGGCGAUAGGAGAUAAGGAGAAGCAAAUGGCACAAUUACGGGAACAGAGGGACCGGGCCGAGCAGGAGAAACAGGAGGAAAGGGAGUUGCACGAGAGGGAGAUCGCCGAGUACAAAAUGAAGAUACAUGCCCUCGAGUCGGAGGUGGAGAAAUUGGGCGCCCGGUUGGAGAGGGCGCAAGCGGAGAAAGAUCGACUGGAGGCGAAGCUGGAGAGCUCGCAGUCGGAGCUCGGCAAGAGCAAAGCCGAGCUGGACAAAGCGGCGUCCGAGGUUGGGCGCAGCGGGGCCGACUGGGAGGCUGCCAAGCAGAGGCUGACCAGGCUCGAGCUCGAGAACGAGAGGCUGAGGCACGAGAUCGAGAGGUCUCAGACCAGUUACGGAAGGAGCACCCUCAAUUCCUCUCAGGAGAUGGACAGGAUCCAGGAGAGGGCCGAGAAGGCGGCCGCUGAACUGAGGAGGGCCCAGGCCGAGCUCAGAGUCACGCAGGCUGACAACGAGAGAGCUAGGGCCGAGGCGGCUGCUCUCCAAGAAAAGGUGGAGAAGAGCCAGGGUGAGGUGUACAGGCUGAAAGCGAGAUUGGAAAACGCUCAGGGUGAACAGGAGAGUCUUCGGGAUGAAUACGAUCGGGCGCAAGCGUCGGUGGCUCGUCUACACUCGGAACGGGACAAGGCGAUCGCUGAACUGGAGAAAACGCAAGAGGAACUGGAACGGACGCAAGCUACCCUCGGCAAGGCGCAACUUCAACAGGACAAAUUGCAGAAUCUAUUGGACAAAACGCAGAGCGAGGUGGACAAGCUGCAGGAGAAACUGGACAAAACGCAAACGGAAAUUCGCAGGAUGCAAAUGGAGAGGGAAAAGCAGAACUACGAUUUCGAGAACGUGCAAAGUCAAUUGGACAAAGCGCUCGGCCAAUCGACGAGGAUGCAGAAGGAGAGGGAAACGAUUCAAUUGGAGGUGGACCGGUUGCAGGAUAAGUACGAGAAGGCUCAGAUGAUAAUGCAACGGCUGCAGAAGGAGAGAGACGGGUUCCAAGAGGAAACGGACAAAUUGCACGAGAGGAUAGAGUUCCAGCAGAAUCAAAUAGCGAAGAUGCAACGGGACAAGGAGAACGUAUUGUCGGAGCUCGAAUUGGUGAAGGAGAGAUGGGAGAAGGCUCACAACUCCCAUCAAAAGUUAACCCUCGAGCGGGACGACGCUCUCACCGAGAUCGAGAUCCUGAAGGAGAAAUUGGAUAAGGCCCAAUACUCGAUGAACAAGGCUCACGAGGAGCGGGAGAACGCGAACAAGGAGUUCGAGAAGAUGUUGGAGAAGUACGACAGAGCCCAGAGCGAGGUGUAUCGGCUGCAGAAUCGGAUCGAGGUGAUGGAGGCGGACAAAGACAGGCUGGAGCUUGAGGCCGAGAAGCAACAAAUGCUGGCUACGAAGAGCCGCGACGAGGCGAGGAAAGCGCAGGAGGAGUUGGCUCGGGUGCAGGAGAUGUACGAUCGGGCCGCCCUUCAAUUGGGUCGGACGAAGGAGCACGAGGAGAAAUCGAAGGAGGAUCUGGACAGGUUGACGGUCGACUUGGAGAUGGUGCGCGAACGUUACGAGAAGUCGCAGAUCGAGAUGCGGCGGUUGCAAAACGAGAGGGAGAAAUUGGUGGCGGACAACGAGAGGAUCAGUUUCGAAUUGGAGCGCGCCCACUCGCAGCUGACCAAGGCUCAGGCGGCGACCGACAAGACGCAGGAGGAGUUGGCGCGGAUGCAACUGGAGAUCGAGAAGAUGUACGAGAAGCACGACAGGCAGCAGGCCGAAGUGAGAAAGUCGCAGGCGGAGACGGAACGGCUGCGAGUGGAGGCGGAGAGCGCGCGCGAGGAAUGCGAGAGGUACGCGGCCAGGUUCGGCAAGUAUCAGGAAAGUCAGGAACGGCAGAAGGAGGAACACGAAUGGGCGAAGCUGGAGGUGGAGCGGCUCCGCGAUCGGCUGGAGAAGGCGUUGGCGGAGCUCGAGCGCGCGAGGAAGGCCGAGCAGGACGCCUCGAGGCUGCGCGCCGAUCUGGAACGUGCGGAGGGAGCGCGAGGUAAAUACCAGUACGAGCAAGAGAAGUGGCAGAGCGAGGGUAGUAGGCUGCAACAGGAGGUGGAUAAGCUGAGGGAGCGUCUGGAGGGCCGUGAGACCGAGCUGAAGAGGACGCAGUCGAGCAACGCCGAGCUCGAGGCGAAGCUGCACGAGACGCAGCUUCAGCUCGAGCGGGCGCGCGAGGAUACCAACAAGGCGACCGCGGCGCAGGAACGGAAUCGCGGCGAGAUCGAACGCGCUAGAAUCGAAACCGAGAAGAUACGCGAUCGUCACGACAAGGUGAAGGCGAGAGCGGACGCCCUGGAGGCGGACAACGAGAAGCUCCGGGUGGAGAUCGUACGGUUGGAGAGGUUGAUGCAAACCGAGGGUAAGACCAGAUCGGAGAGCGCGAGCAUCGAGGUGGAGCGGCUGCGCGCGAGCCUGGACAAGGCGAUCGUGGGACGGGAUCAGGUGGAGCUCGAGGCCGGCAGAUUGGCUAAGGAGCUCGAGAAGGCGCACAUGCAGACGGCCAAGUAUCAGGAGGCCGCCGAGGCGAACAAGAAAGAGUUGGAACGGCUCGCGGCCGAGAUGCAGUUGCUGAGGGACGAGCGGGAGGCGCUUAGGCAGGAGUUGAGACGGGUGCAACAGCAACAGCAGCAGCAACAGCAGCAGCAACAGUUGGCCGGAAGCGAGGAGAUGGCGCACCUUCAGCACGAGUUGCAACUCGCGCAACGGGAACGGGACAAGAUGGCCGCGAUCCUAGAGAAUCGGGAGAAACACUCGGAGAAGAUCGAGAAGGUGAAGGAGAAGCUCGAGGCCGAGGCGAAGCAGUUGCAAGUGGAACGGGAUCAGUUGGUGAUACAAUUGGAGAAGUCGCAGGAGAUGCUGGUCAACUUCCAGCAAGAGUUGGAGACGAACGAGGCCGAGUUGAAGCGUCAACGGGACGAGGUCCGCCGGUUGCAACAGUUGCAGCAACAAAGGGUGCACGCGCAGACGCCUGACAGGGCGGCGAAGGAGGCCCUCGAGGCGCAGAUGCGGGAGGUUCAUCGAUUGGGGCAGCAGGUGCAGAGCCUGACCCAGGCCCAGACGAAGGAACGACAGAGGGCCGAGCAGGCCGAGAAACGGGUGCAGGAACUUCAGAAGCAGAUCGCGUCGAGGGAUGCGAGCGUGGCGGGCGGCCCAGUGAACGAGGCACAGCUCGAGCAAUGGAGGAAGCUUUGCGAGACGGAGAAACAGAGGGCGGACGCGGCUGAGAGGCAGGCUGCCGAUUUGCAAAAGCGUAUCCAGAAUACCGAGAGACAGUUGCACGCUCAACAACAGCAGAUCCAGCAGAUGCAGGUGACGAUGCAGCAGCAACAACAACAGCUACAACAGCAACAACAGCAUCCGCAACAGCAAAACGGCCAGGAGGUCGCCAGGUUGAGAAAGGAAUUGGAACGCGCUCAAGAGAACGUUAAACAGGCGGGCGUGGAGCGCGAGCGGUUCCAGGAUCAGCUCGAAAAGCUGUGCCAGGAGCUGCAGAAAUCUCAGGUGGACUUGCACGAGGCGAACAAGAAACUCCAAGCUGGCGCCGCGAAGGCUGGUAUCGACACUACUCAAGAGAGAAGACAAUUGGAGGAGCAGAAACGCCAAGUGGAAGAGCAGAGAAGACAGACGGAAGAACGAGCGAAGUCCGUAGAUCAGAAAGCUAGGACGAUAGAGGAGAAGGAGAGGACGCUCCAAAGUCUCGACCAGGACUUGAAAAAACGGACGAAGAUGGAUCAGUUGGAGCAGCAGUUACAAAGGAGCGGUGGCUCGCCGGACAAGAGAUUGGCGGAAAUGCAGAAGGCUCUGGAAACUGCCGAGAAGGAAUUGGAAAAGGCGAAGGAGGAAUCGACCAGAAGCUCUGCCGAGACCGAAAGGUUGCUGCAGUUGAUGCAGAUGACUCAGGAAGAGCAGAAUGCCAAAGAAAGACAAAUCAGAGAACUUCAAGAUGCACUCAAAGCCGCACAAGCCAAGUUGAAACAAGCCGCAACUGCACAGCAACAAGAGGCGGGUCCCACCGGAUUCCUAAAAAGCUUGUUCUAAGGUCGAUUUUCGUUGGGGACGCCUUCUCCGUUCUUUUUAGUACAAUUUGCAUAUUAAGCGAACUUUACAAGUACACGAACUUAUUAUACGAAA
Molecule: messenger RNA, 5886 nt
Organism: Apis florea (little honeybee)
Lineage: Eukaryota; Metazoa; Arthropoda; Insecta; Hymenoptera; Apidae
Product: bruchpilot
Biological process (GO): regulation of synaptic plasticity; maintenance of presynaptic active zone structure; neuromuscular synaptic transmission
Cellular component (GO): cytoskeleton of presynaptic active zone
Molecular function (GO): structural constituent of presynaptic active zone
Source: RefSeq, a predicted model, not a curated record